AUGUCUAUACCCUUGUCCUUCGUGCGCGAGCUACCGGCACCACCAGACGAGUUGUCGCUUGGGGAUCUGCUCGUCGAGAGCGUCACAAACAAUGGCCGCGUUGACACCUUCUUCGACUGUCUCCCCAGCACGACAAAACCUGCGCUGUACUCUCCAAACACGAUGCGGAAGCCACUGUGCCACAACGUGAUUCGAGACUUCGUCUCGACCUUCGUCUUCCCUGUCUCGAGCCCUACCAAGCGGUUGGGGCCCAACGAUCGCAUCAUGGUCGCUCUGCCCACAACGCCGGAGAACGGUCUUGCGCUGCUUGCCCUGGCUUCCUAUCACACCACAGCCCCCGUUAACGCGACCUGCACAGCGUCAGAGCUGUUCGAAGACGCUGAGCGGCUUGGAGCGAAGGCAGUCCUGGCGACGAGAGAUGCGGAAGACCGGCUGGAGCUUAAGAACAUCAAGGAGAAGCUUGGUUGCGAGAUUGUCUAUCUCGAAGAGCGGUCGGAUGGACCCACUGGACUUUUCGACCUCACGCUCAUGGACUUUCCCGACGAUGUGACAAUUGGGUACGACGAGGAGAAGUGUCAGCCAUCUCAACUCCAUGGGCUCGAUGACCAGUCGCUCGUUCUCCACACAUCUGGCACUAGCGGAAAGAAAAAGGUCGUACCGUACACCCUUCGAUCUCUCAUCGUCGGCACUUGCGCCGUCAUGACGUCGUGGGAUCUCAAGGAAGACGACAUCAAUAUGAACAUGAUGCCUUUGUUUCACGUUGGAGGCAUAGUCCGCAAUCUGUUUGCGCCCAUCUUAUCUGGCGGUGCGGCUGUCAUGUGUGCUGGCUUUGACGCCGCAGCGUUCUGGUCUUUGUCUACGGAAUUGGGUACCACUUGGUAUUACGCGGCUCCCACGAUGCACCAAGCGAUUUUGAACUCCCGGCCUGACUCCAUCGUACCCUCGCGGGCCACGAAGUACCGCCUCAUCUGCAAUGCUGCUGGUGGCCUGCUUCCUGUUCUUGCUGAAGAGCUGCGCAACACUUUCGGCGCCACUAUCUUGCCCUCCUAUGGAUCAACAGAAUGCAUGCCGAUCGCGAGUCCUCCAACGACAUACAAGCUCGAGCGCCCUGGUUGUUCCGGCAUUGCCUGUGGCCCUUAUCUCUCCAUCCGCGACCCGCUGAAUCUCGAGCGCGAGCUUCCCCGCGGACAGACUGGCGCAGUGUCCGUUCGCGGUCUGCCCACCUUCGUCGGCUACGAGAAGGAAUCGACCCGUGACGUCCCUCUGGACACUUCGGCAUUCUCCAGCGAAGGUUGGUUCGACUCUGGCGAUUGCGGAUACAUGGAUAAGGACGGCUACCUCUUCAUCACCGGACGCUCUAAGGAGAUCAUCAAUCGUGGCGGAGAAGUCAUCUCUCCGUUUGAGAUCGAAGAGGCCGUGCUCGUUGUCGCGAAGGAACGAGUCAAGAUGACGCUUUCGUUUUCCGUGGAACACGACGUCUUGCAAGAGGCGAUCGGCGUCGUUAUCGUCCCCGCCCAGGGCAUGCCUCGCAUCAGUCUUGCCGAGCUCCAGGAUCUGCUGAAGGAGCAGCUUCACCCGUCCAAAUGGCCGUUCUUGGUCAUUUACAUGGACGACCUCCCGAAGAACAAUGCCGGCAAGCCGCUCCGCAUUAAGCUUGCGCAGCGCCUCAACAUCGGCAUGCUCAAUGAUGGCGUCCCUGCUCUGCAUCGUCACUACGAGGCGAAUGCGCCAGACAAGAACGUCCCGCUUUCGGAGCCUAUUCCCUGCAAUCGCGUCUCCUUCGAUAUGGACGAGAUGAAACAGGCGCUUUGCAACGUGCCUAGCGUGGAGGAGGUCGCGGUACGCAUGCAAGAAGACGGCACGCUCGAUGCCUUCAUCUACACCGAAGACGAGGCUCUCGACUCCGACAAAAUCAAGGGUGAGCUCAAGGGUGUCCUACCCGGCUAUAGCAUUCCGAAUUCGGUCUACGUCUUCAACGAGCCGCUGCCCAAGAGCAAUGGCGAGGUUAACUUCCACGCUAUGGAGGAGACGAUCGAGCAGAAGAACGCGGCGAACAUGUCUGGGCGCGCGUUGCUCGUGCGCGACAUCAUCGCGGGCCUGCUCCAGAAGGACGCGGCGAUGAUCAGCGGCGACUCGGACUUCUUCCUGCUCGGCGGGAACUCGCUUCUGCUUGGCCGCCUCUCGUACGCGAUCCGGAAGGAGACGGGCGCAUCACUCAAGGUGUCGGAUCUCUUCACGAACAGUACUGUCAACGGCCUCGCGGCGCUGAUCGACCAGGAAGUGAAAAACUUCAUGGCCGCUGCGUCAGACCGUCAGGACGAGCAGGGCAAAGUGUAUGAGUCCAGGCCGGUGUUUGGCGAGGCAUAUCAAGAGAACAUCAAGCACCGCAGCCAGUACAACCCACUCUGUUUACUCGUACAAGCUAUUCCUACGCUGUUCUUUUAUCCGCUCAAGGCUGCAUGGAAUUGGACUGUCAUUCUUAUUUUCCUCGCCUUCAUCAGCGAUUAUUUGGACAGCAACUAUUGGACGCGUGCGGUCGCUCUCUUGACUUCGAUCACCCUUGCCCGCCUGUCCUCUCGCAUUAUUUGUCCUGUGGCCGCUAUCAUCUUCAAAUGGUUGGUCAUAGGCAGGUACAAGCCCGACCAGUAUGAAAUGUAUAGCGUGUAUUAUUUACGAUGGUGGAUUGUCAACCAAUCGCUGCGGUCCGCCGGUCGAGGCAUCUUCGCUGCUCACCCGAAAGGCAUCAACCUCUACUGUCGGUUGCUCGGAGCCAAAAUUGGCAAAGAUGUCUACAUCGACAAGACCGCCACACUUGGUGAAUACGACCUUCUGGAGUUCAAGGAUGGCUGCCGAGUAGACAAGGCGCUGGUGCGCGGGUUCUGCGUCGAGCGUGAAGGCCAUUUCCGACUCGCCAACAUCGUCAUCGGCCAGAACGCGACUAUCAACACGUACACGCAGAUUGCGCCAGGUGCGGUCAUCCCUGAUGGUGCUGUCUUCGGCCCGCAUGCGUCUUCACACGAACAGCCGUCACCUGAGUCGUUUGUCAAGUACAAUCGCACAGUCUUCCGGCGACCGCAUAUCCUCCUCCGGCUCUUCAUUGGGCUGCCCAUCAUUCUCGGUGUCAUCUUUCUGUCCUACAUCCCCUGGUUCGCGAUACUCUACGGCAUGGUGCACAACGUCAAGCUUCGCGAAUCCGGCCUCAACUCUGUCGAGUCCGUCAUCACCUGGUUUGCGUACCCGACGCGAGUGCUCUUCCACAUCGUUGCGCGUAUGCUGCGCGUCGUUGCAGCGCCUAUCAUCCAGGUCUUUUUCGGCAUCAUUGUCAAGCGGAUCAUGGGUUUGAACGAGCCCGGGCCCGUCGAGGAGCAAAGCCAGUUCACCUUACUACGCCGCUAUAUCAACAGCGUGCUCCUGUCGCAGUACACACUUCGUCAUGCUUUCGACGUGCUCGGUACGCACUACGAGAUGACAUCGAUUGUCUUCCGCGCCAUGGGUGCCAAGAUCGGAAAGCGAGUCUACUGGCCUGGUUCUGGCAUUUACUGCCCAGACCCGGAGCUGCUCGAGAUUGGUGACGACGUCGUCUUUGGUUCCCGCUCAGAGAUCUUCACCACGGACAACUUCGGCACCGAGAGAAUCAACGUCGGCAACGGCGCCAUGAUCGCGGAUCGAGUAGUGUUGCUCCCAGGCACACAUGUCGGCAAGCGCACGGUCAUGGGCUCAGGUUCCUUGGGUAAACGUGGUGGUGUAUAUGAAGACGGUUCGACCUGGAUGGGCAACGAUGGCGGAGAAGCGGCGAUGUUCUCCAAGGGUCUUGGCGUCGAGCUCGACGAAGACACAAUCACGCCAUUCGGUCGCGCCUUCUACAAACGCGAAGCGACUUAUUUCGUCUUCCCUUACCCGCUGCUUGUCGUUAUCAACACCGCAUUAUCGUGUCUCUCUGCGGCCUGGUGGGCCAUUGGCGCCGUGACCGCCGCACAGGUUCUCCGCCAGCUCUACAUCCAUGUCCCCUAUCUGCACCUCUUCCACGCGAGCUGGUACCGGCCAGCCACACUGUACGGCCUUAUCGCGUGCAUCUUUGUCAUCACUAUGACGUUGCAAUCACUCGUAGCCCUGGCAUGGGUUAUCGUCUGGAAGUGGCUUGUCAUUCGGAGGCGCAAGGAGGGCAGCUGCCCGUGGGAUACUAGCUCGUACUGCCAGCGCUGGCAGCUGCACCUCACACUCUCCAAGCCACUCUAUCGCGGUCACGGCAAUGGAGGCGUACUCGCGACGCUUACGGGUUCGGCAUACAUCGCCUGGUUCUACCGCGCGCUCGGCGCCAAAAUCGGGAAGAAUUGCACGAUUUGGGCCGGCGGGCGCGUAGGGCUCAUGACGGAGCCCGACCUUGUCGAGCUCGGCGAUCGCGUCUCCCUCGACGAAUGUUCCGUCGUUGCGCACAUUAACUCGCGUGGCAUGUUCGCCCUCAAUAGACUCCGCAUUGGCACGGGCUGCGCCAUGCGCACCGGCUCGCGGCUGCUCUCCGGCGCGCAGAUGGAGGAUUAUAGCAUGCUCAUGGAGCACGCCCUUCUGCCCUCGGGAGAUAUCGCUGAGGGCGGCGGGGUAUAUGUGGGAUGGCCCGCGCGGGUGGUUGAUACCCGCCGCGGAUCGACGGCGUCCACUGUGGUUGGAUCUGAUGAGGAUGUGUACAGCAAGACACAAUGAGGUGAUAUUUUUUGUCAUGUUUAGUGGGUACUGUACAGCAUACAAUGUACGAUAGCAGCGUUACCGCAAACCCAAUCAGGAUUUUCUUUCACCAUGUAUCUCGCGACACCAUCAGGGUGCGAAGUGGAAAGGCAACGCGGUCACUCAGCAUCAACGGGGUUCCAUGUGAUGGCUCCCUCUUUUCCGCGGUCUAGUGCGUCGAUACGAGCCAUGUCCUCCGCGCUGAUCUGAAAGUCGUACACGUCCGCGUUUGACACCACUCGCUCGGGCUUGUCAGACUUCGGGAGCGGAGAGAAUCUGCGUGAAUGUGAGCCAGCUAAGAGAUCUCGGGCCGCCUUCACAAAGAACUUACCCGCGCUGCAGGGACCAACGCACGAGGACCUGAGCGGGGUGCUUGUUAUGCUUAAAAGGGCGAAUUGAGAAGAUUCUCGAGCCCGGAGCUGUUCAACGUAAAUUUACCUUCUUCGCGAUCUCCGUUAUUGCUGUGAUGUCCCAAUGUCCGCGCAUAAGAGGAGCGUAGGCCUCAACGAAGAUGCCGUGCUGCUUGCAGUAGCUGACAAUAUCUUUCUGCUGGCACAAGGGCUGGACCUGUCAUGUGUGAAUACACAGGACGAAAUGAGCACGCGCAGCAAGCAAGAGAACUUUUGUAUGUUGCCUCAAUUUGAUUGAUCUCCGGAAUUUCGAGACCAGCUUCGUGAAUAUCAUCGAGGUGCUUGACAUUACUGCAAGUGCGAUCGAUGUGAGAAUUCGCAAGUUGAUGAAAAAACGCGACGCACUAGUUGGACACGCCAAUCACUUUCAGUUUACCCUGCUUCUUGGCCUCGAUAAGAGCUCUCCAGGUGUCGAGGCGCUUCUCCUUGGGUAUGAGCGGGCUGUGGAUCAGCAUGCAAUCAAUGUAUCCUACAGUGUUUCAGAACGCGAGCAUCGUUACUCUGUGUGUGUUAUGCCCUCUCACCGACAUCGAGCUUCUGCAGCGAGUCGUCUACUGCAGCCAGAGUUAUCUCGUAUGUGCAAGGGUCAGAAUAGGGGUUGAUUUUGCUCGCUGUAGUGCACGAAUAAGCGAACCGUGUCAAAAAGCCAUGAGACACUGGGUCUCACUGAUAUAGACUUGCUCGCGUGGAAUGCCGCUCUCUUUGAGGGCCUCACCGACUUGCGCCUCAUUCCUGUACGCGCGAGCGGUGUCGAUCUUUCUGUGGCGCAAGGGUCAGCGGCUUCCACAAGCCGAACUACGAACAGAGCUUCAGAACCUGUAGCCAUGUUUCAAAGCUGCUAAACAAGCAGGCUUGCUGUUGCUGUUCUUAUACACACCGAGACCAAGGAGCGGCAUUGGGUAUCCUGCAUCAUUGCCGCGACGUGAGCAUAGGAUUGAACAACGACCUGAUGAAGAGUUGGAGUGACGCCACAUCAAUGACGACGCACCUGACGAUAAUAGGGCUACUGAGUCGAUGGAUAGAACGGACGCCAUUCUGCGAGAGACUAGAGGUAAGAGACAGGGAGGUGUGUGAUCGCCCUGACAUACCCACACAGUUUGAAGCAUAAUUAGGAGCCUUUACAUAAGGCUGCCUCGUACUGCUACCAUCAACUGCGGGCCUCGCACGUCUGCCAGAGCGUGAGUCGUCUUGAGACUGUUUUCUCGACUCGGGAGUCGGAGCCUGGAGUGCCAUAUCAGUUCCCAGCUAGAGGUAUAGUCGGACCGGGCUCUGCCCUCGAGAAGGCAGGGUAUUGUAUAAACUCAAACAUACGGUAACGCCAGUCUGAAUCGUAGCGCACAUGCACAUCCAUUGGCUUGAUAGAGAAAACAGCAGGUAUACUACAAGUUCAACGUUCAGAGAUAAAGGUUAUUGCACGGAAAAUGCCAAAACUUACAGUUGCUAACUAUGUGCUAUCUCUACAGAAUGUACAGCGUGUUGCUGCAUGCAAAUGUGACGUGAGUGUUUGUGCACAGCGACGAUAGCAGCCUAGCGAUGGAUGGGAACGUGCGAUUAUAUUGAUACAAGCACCGAGAAGCGAUCCAGAACGUCAUCUGCCCAUGGAAGUUGGAGAAAAAAGGGGGAGGAAUGAUAUACUAUGGAGUUCCAGGUGACGGGGUCCGCCUGCCAACGCUGUUCCAGUCGUCAAAAUCGCUUCCAGCAAACGACGUGAUAUCAAACUGGUCAUCGACAGAGCUCAUGCUCGGACUGAAGAUACCCGACCGCAGCGACGGCGACAGAACCGCGGUCUCACUCCAUGCGCCGAGAUGCAGGCUCGACGGCUGUGGCGACAAGAACACCGGCGACGGCGAGCGGAAGUCCGGCGAGUCCAGCGCUUGAAUGUCUGAGAACGGUGAGAGCGGCGAGAUGGCGCGCUCGGAACGAGGCGACGCGGCUGAUGUGUUGCUACGGGUGGGCGAGGUUUCGGCCGAGGCUAUGCCUGCCACGGCAACGAAGGGUGAGUGAACACGAGAUUGUGUUGAUGAGCUGCCGUCGAGCGUUGGGCUGCGCGCAGCUUCGAAAAGCAGCGAGCCCUCGAUCUGCGGUGUUCCAUUACCAUCGCUAGGCGCGCGACUCGCGGGACCGAGGACAGCGGGCGUGAAUGAACUGGCGGUGGACUCAGAGCGGGUCGAGCUCGCAGGACUGCUCACGCGAGACGAUGUAAAUGCAUCCAGGGCAGCAAGGCUUGACGAUACGGACUCUACUGUGACAGAGGAUCGCAGCCUUGAGGUGUCAACAGCUGUCCUGGGAGAGGGGCUGUGUAUCACUGAUGGUGUGGGAGCUUGGGAAGUACCAAACUUUGGGACAAAGGGUGACGACGGUGCAGAUGACUCGGUGACAGAGGGCAGCAUGGGGGAUAUAGGGUCAUAGGGGAGGAAGACGUUAGACUGGGACACAAGGUCAGCGAUAGGGAGACUGCGCUGAACUGCCGCGUACCUCGUCUAAGACGUCCGACGACCUGAUAUGACGACCGCGCUGACGGAGCAUGCUGGUCGGAUUUGUACUCCUCCACUCUGCGGUCUCCCUCGCCCUGAGGUCUCUGAGCUCGAUGGACAUGCUGCCGCCAUCAUACCCAUGGUCGUCGUCGGAAACAAGGGGCUUAUCCUCGUCCUCGUCUUCUCCCGACUCUGCGCUUGCAGGAACGGCGACAGGACCCCGUUGUCGCUGUCUGCGACGUUCCAGGUAAUCGUCGACCUUCGGGGCGACGUGGGGAUCAUAUACGAACUAAGGUGAGGUAAGGUGUUAGUGAUUUCAAGGCGUCCAACGCGAGCACACGGCAGCCAUACGCACAUGCUUCAACGCAUACACCGCGACGAAGCCUACUACUACAGUGCCAAUGACAACGUACGGAGCAGGCAUCGUCAAUGGUCGUGGUUGUCGAAAGAAGAAAGACGCAGGAGGACAUGCGGCAAAUGUGGAAUUAAUUGAGACGCCCGCAGCGGCAGCGGAGGCAGAUCAUAACGCCCGCACCGAAGGCCUGUA
Messenger RNA from Phanerochaete carnosa HHB-10118-sp, 8150 nucleotides. RefSeq lists its product as uncharacterized. The record is from RefSeq and is a predicted model, not a curated record. The transcript is spliced from 7 exons. NCBI's taxonomy places the organism in Eukaryota, Fungi, Basidiomycota, Agaricomycetes, Polyporales, Phanerochaetaceae. Gene Ontology annotation, biological process: fatty acid metabolic process. Bases 1 to 4698 code for a protein of 1565 amino acids. Gene Ontology annotation, molecular function: phosphopantetheine binding; medium-chain fatty acid-CoA ligase activity.